Molecule: messenger RNA, 867 nt
Organism: Funneliformis geosporum
Lineage: Eukaryota; Fungi; Glomeromycota; Glomeromycetes; Glomerales; Glomeraceae
Source: the annotation of a GenBank genome assembly
AUGCCAAUUGACGCUGCAACCUCGGCUUUGAAUCUUUCGUUCCCUCCCACUACCACAGCGGGUUUUGUAGUUCCCCAAAGCCGCUCUUUUACGGUGUCGGUGAAUCCGGUAGUAUUGUUUUCAAUUCUCGAUCAUUACCUUCGUAGGCAAGAAAAUCAACACAGAGUGAUCGGAACCUUGUUAGGUGUUCGAAGUGAGGAUGGGAGUGAGGUUGAAGUUCGAAAUUGUUUUCCUGUUCCUCACGAUGAAACUCAGAAUCAGGUUAAUGCAAAAGAAAUAAUUGUUGGAUGGUAUGCUACAGGAUCUAAUCUUAAUCAAUGGAACGCCCUUAUCCAAGAUUUUUAUUCAAAAGAAGUGAUGGCACCGUUUCAAGCUAUCCAUUUAACAAUGGAUACGGAUCUCAAGAAUGAAGAAAAACUUUUAGGGGUCAAAACAUACGUUGGUGCACCAAUUGGAAUUGCCGCCAAACCAGAAAAUUGUCUAUUUUUGCCUGUCCCAUGCGAUGUCAAAUAUUUCGAUGCCGAACGAAGUGGACUUGAUCUUCUUGCAUCAGCAAAAGACGACAUAAGUCGAUCUGCUUCUCUAAUAUCUGAUAUGGACAAUCUUGAAAAAACCAUAGUCGCUGUUCAAAAGAUGCUGGAACGGAUAUCGGAUUAUGUUAAUAAAGUUUUGGAUGGGAGCGUGCCUUCCAAUAAUACGAUUGGUCGAUUUUUAAUGGAUACGAUUUCAGUUGUACCCAAAAUCGAUAAAGCGGAAUUUGAAAAAAUGUUUAACAGUCAUCUACAAGAUUUAUUGAUGGUCGUUUAUCUGGCAAACAUGACACGUACACAGCUCGCUAUCGCGGAAAGAUUACAAUUACUUGUAUAA